GAAUCUCAGCUUAUUCUCACCCGAACCCGAUAUCAAGCGAAUACCGAGGGCAAGGUUGGUUCGAGAAGCGAAGAGAUGACGACAGCAGGAGCUGGGGUUGGAAAACCGCAGAGUAGCCGUGUGUCACCACACUCUCUCUCUCUACCGUCACCAAAACCGGCAUAAGUCUAGAGAGAGCGAGAGAGAGAGAGAGAGAGAGAGAAUUAGAGGGGGGCGAGAGAGAGAUAUACAACUAGGGUUCGCGAUUUCUUGAAGGAUUCAUCAGCAAUGGAGCCUUGGAGUUACGCCGAUGGCAAUAUCACGACGUUACUGGAGUCUCGCCGGUUCGACCCUCUUCAGGUAAUCUCUCUUCAGGAUGUGAAUCGGAGGUUACAAAUGCAUUCAUCUCUGGUACAACGGCUGGCACUUGAGAAGGAAAUGAAGGGCCAUGAAGGUUGUGUGAAUACAAUUGCAUGGAACUCAAAAGGAACACUUCUGAUAUCUGGUUCAGAUGACAUGAGAAUAAAUAUAUGGAGUUACUCUGAUCGGAAACUAAUUCACAGUAUAGAUACUGGUCAUUCUUCUAAUAUAUUUUGCACGAAAUUUGUCCCAGAGACUUGUGAUGAACUGGUGGUCUCAGGAGCUGGAGAUGCUGAGGUUCGACUUUUCAAUCUAUCUCGAUCAAGAAGGAGAGGAUGUGAUGAGACCUUUGUCGAACCAUCAGCUGUAUUCCAAUGUCACUCAAGAAGAGUCAAGAAGUUAGCUGUUGAAGUUGGAAAUCCCAACGUAGUAUGGAGUGCAAGUGAGGAUGGAACUGUCAGACAACAUGACUUCCGUGAGGGUUCUUCUUGCCCUCCACCAGCAGGAUCUUCCAAUCAGGAGUGUCGCAAUGUUCUUCUUGAUCUCCGAAGUGGGGCGAAAAGGUCUCUUAGUUCUCCUCCAAUACAAUAUUUGGCUCUGAAAUCCUUGGACAUAAGCUCUACUCGCCCCCAUCAAAUUCUUGUAGGAGGGAGUGAUGCAUUUGCUCGGUUAUACGAUAGAAGAAUGCUUCCGCCCUUGAGCUCUUGUCGGACAAAAAUGAAACCUUCUCCUUGUAUUAGUUAUUUCUGUCCAAUGCACCUUUCUGAGCGUCGACGGUCAAGCUUGCAUCUAACACAUGUUACGUUUAGCCCCAAUGGAGAGGAAGUGCUAUUAAGUUACAGUGGAGAGCAUGUGUAUUUAAUGGAUGUAAAUUUUGGUAACCAGAGUAUCGGAUACACUGCUGAUGAUGUUCCAAUGCAGAUAUAUUUAUCUCCUACAUCCAAAGAAUCAGAAGGAUCUUCACCGCCUUCAGCUUCUUCAACUUACUUCACUGCAAGCAAAAACAAUUUGAGAAGGUUUGACAUGUAUAAGAAACUGGUUCAAGCGGCGGAAAAAAUUCUGAAUGAAGGCUCCAACUUUCUGUAUGGAAUUGAAGCAUGUAAUGAAGUGUUGGAUGGGAAAGGUCCUGAAAUUGGCAACGCACUGAGGCAUGAGUGCUUAUGUAUUCGAGCAGCAUUGCUUCUUAAGAGAAAAUGGAAGAAUGAUGCUCAUAUGGCGAUAAGGGAUUGCAACAUUGCUCGAAGGAUCGCUCCUUCAUCAUUUAAGGCACAUUAUUACAUGUCGAAAGCUCUUUCACAGCUAAGAAAACAUAAAGAAGCUUUAGAUUAUGCAAUGGCAGCGCAUAAUAUAGCUCCAUCGAAUCCUGAGGCCUCAGAAAGGAUAUUGAAUAUAAAAGCGGAUAUUGCUGCAGCUGAAGCUGAAAAGCAUAAGGAUAAUGGGGGAACAAGAAGGCAAGGGAGGAUAAGAUCCUUGAAUCAAGAACGUCCAUUUGACAGAGAAGAUUCUGAUUAUGAUGGGGAAAUGGAAUUUGAUCUUGAAGCAUCAGUUUCUGGAGAUGAGGACCAUGAUACUGAAUCUCCUAUUCUUCGUAGAAGCUUAAAUUUGCGAUUUCACCGAAGCGAUGAUCCAAGUAAAGAAAAUUGUAAGACAAAUGGUUCACAGGGUUCGCCUCCAUCGCUAUCUCAUGAAAAUUCUACUUCUCAGACUGAAGUUGCCAUUGAUUUGAAGCAAAGAUAUGUUGGUCACUGCAAUGUGGGAACAGAUAUAAAGCAGGCUAGCUUUCUUGGCCAGCAAGGACAGUUUGUGGCCAGUGGAAGUGAUGAUGGAAGAUGGUUUAUUUGGGAGAAAAAGACAGGAAGAUUAAUAAAAAUGUUAGCUGGAGAUGACGCUGUUGUGAACUGUGUACAGUGCCAUCCAUUUGAUUGUGCUGUUGCAACAAGUGGAAUUGACAACACAAUCAAGAUAUGGACCCCUCAUGCGGAAGUUCCAUCAAUGGUUGCAGGGGGUACAGCAGGUCCAGAGACUGCAGAUGUAGUGAGUGUAGUUGAAAGCAAUCAACGAAAAUUGCGUCGUAAUCGUGACGCAAUAUUGCCUCUUGAAAUCUUGGAGCCACUUAGGAUGCAUGAGGUUGAGUUUGCUGAAGGAACUUUACAACCUUUCGAGUGUGCACAGAGCUAAACAUUAUCCUGCUGCCAGGUGUUUGCCAGCAAGAUCUAGAGGUUGAUGCAAGAGAUAUUCCUUGGGUACUGUAGAGCAGAUCUCAGCAGACACUGGGUCAAUAAUAACGGUUUCUUGUAUAAACGUGUGAUAAACAUUCUCAUUAUAUAAACGUGAGGCUUGUAAAUGUAAACUGAGUUUAAUUGUCCAUAUUUCUUGUAAUGAACUUUCAUAUAUUGAUGUCUUGCAGGCAUCCUGGUUGUUAGUUUCUUGUAUGUAGCGGCACGUGCUUGCGAAACCAUCACUGCAGUAUUCUAAGUUGCCUUCA
Messenger RNA from Asparagus officinalis (garden asparagus), 2824 nucleotides. RefSeq names its product DDB1- and CUL4-associated factor 6. Gene Ontology annotation, molecular function: protein binding. Lineage: Eukaryota; Viridiplantae; Streptophyta; Magnoliopsida; Asparagales; Asparagaceae. Gene Ontology annotation, cellular component: Cul4-RING E3 ubiquitin ligase complex; cytoplasm. The record is from RefSeq and is a predicted model, not a curated record. Gene Ontology annotation, biological process: negative regulation of fatty acid biosynthetic process.